Messenger RNA from Anneissia japonica, 572 nucleotides. Its product is annotated as 1-acyl-sn-glycerol-3-phosphate acyltransferase beta-like. Gene Ontology annotation, biological process: phosphatidic acid biosynthetic process. Gene Ontology annotation, molecular function: 1-acylglycerol-3-phosphate O-acyltransferase activity. The record is from RefSeq and is a predicted model, not a curated record. Gene Ontology annotation, cellular component: endoplasmic reticulum. The annotation marks the transcript as partial. The transcript has 3 exons. NCBI's taxonomy places the organism in Eukaryota, Metazoa, Echinodermata, Crinoidea, Comatulida, Comatulidae.
UUAAAAAUAUGGAUGUAUCCCGAAGGGACUCGAACCAGGAGCUUGGAUGUUGAUAUGUUGGAGUUUAAGAAGGGUGCUUUCUACAUGGCCAUACAAGCACAGGUUCCCGUUGUUCCUGUUGUGAUGUCAUGUUAUAAACACAUGUACAGUACAGAGACAAAGACAUUCAAUAAAGUGACAGUCACUUUGAUUGGCUUGCCUCCAUUUGAGACAAAAGGACUGACUGAAGAUGACAUUCCAAGUUUAAUUGACAAGGUCAGGUCAAGUAUGUUGUCCACCUACCUGCCAACAGUUCCCAUGGAGAUUAAACACACAAAGAAUAUCAACUCACUGAUGCACGACAAGCAGAAUGGUAACAAAAUUAAGGAGCACGAACAGUGAGGGUAAAAUACAACAAAUAGAAAUUGUUUUAUUCAAAACUUGAUGUUUAAUACUGUCCAGUACAAGAUUGCCUCAUCAAGCAAUGGUAUUAUGUAUUGUAAUUACUUAUUCAUUUUAAAAUACUUAUAUCAAAACAAGGCCAAACCAAGAUUAAAACAAAUUAUUGUAAUAAUAUAUAACACAAUGACAAG